Messenger RNA from Glycine soja, 1040 nucleotides. Its product is annotated as nascent polypeptide-associated complex subunit alpha-like protein 2. The transcript is spliced from 4 exons. The coding region runs from base 104 to 775 and encodes 223 amino acids. Gene Ontology annotation, biological process: protein targeting to membrane. NCBI's taxonomy places the organism in Eukaryota, Viridiplantae, Streptophyta, Magnoliopsida, Fabales, Fabaceae. Gene Ontology annotation, cellular component: cytoplasm; nascent polypeptide-associated complex. The record is from RefSeq and is a predicted model, not a curated record.
AAAAUAGUUAUCCCUAUCUAUAUCUACUUAUCGUCUAAGCUCAGUGAUCACAACCUACGCCGAGUGAAACCCCAAUCCCAAUACACUCCCAACUCACAAAGCCAUGUCUCCAGGUCCUGUUGUCGACGCUUCCCCUGAGGUUGAAGCAGAGCAACAACUUCCCUCCGUCGAUGACGCAACCCAGUUGAAGAAAUCCCAACCGCAGGAGGAUGAUGCUCCCGUUGUCGAGGACGUGAGGGAUGAUGACAAGGACGACGACGAUGAGGACGACGACGACGAUGAUGAAGAUGACAAGGAAGACGAUGCUCUAGGUGGUGCUGAGGGUUCAAAGCAGAGCAGAAGUGAGAAGAAGAGUCGAAAAGCAAUGUUGAAGCUGGGACUAAAACCUGUCACCGGUGUUAGUAGGGUCACAAUCAAGAGAACAAAAAAUAUUCUUUUCUUCAUCUCCAAACCUGAUGUCUUCAAGAGUCCAAAUUCUGAGACCUAUGUCAUAUUUGGUGAGGCGAAAAUAGAGGACUUGAGCUCUCAGUUGCAGACACAGGCUGCUCAACAGUUCAGGAUGCCAGAUAUGGGAUCUGUAACGGCAAAACAAGAAGAUGCUGCAGCUGCAGCAGUGCAACCUGAAGAAGAGGAGGAGGUUGAUGAAACUGGUGUGGAGCCCCAUGACAUUGAUUUGGUGAUGACGCAGGCAGGAGUGUCAAGAAGCAAGGCCGUCAAGGCUCUCAAGACUCACAACGGGGACAUUGUUGGAGCCAUCAUGGAACUCACUACUUAAUUGGGGGUUUAUGUUCUAUUUGUAUGUUUUUUUGGGAAUGAUAUUUAGAACUAGUGCCGUUUCUAUGUUAUAAACCGAAUCAACAUAACCGUUUUAUGUUUGGGAUUUGGGUUUUACCCUUUACUUCAUAAUUUUGUUGCGUUAUCAAAAAGUUCUGAAUGCUUUUAAUUUGUAUCAGUAUUUGGAAGAAUUAGGAAGCUGAACAAUCUAUUUUAAGCCUACUUCAUAGGUUUUUCAACUGAAUUUACUGGGGAAGAUUGGAUAA